Molecule: messenger RNA, 1863 nt
Organism: Limulus polyphemus (Atlantic horseshoe crab)
Lineage: Eukaryota; Metazoa; Arthropoda; Merostomata; Xiphosura; Limulidae
Product: caveolin-1-like
Exons: 4
Coding region: 161-862 (233 amino acids)
Biological process (GO): caveola assembly
Cellular component (GO): caveola
Molecular function (GO): molecular adaptor activity
Source: RefSeq, a predicted model, not a curated record
GCCUUACUCGCUAUAAAUCUAGUAGUCAGCAUCUCAAGGAAAACGUUCUAUCGGUUCUUGUACGUUUUCACAGGGUAGUCAACUUUGUCUUUGCUCUCUAAAGAAGAAAGUAUUUAGGUUUCUGAGUUCGAGGCAAGAACAUAAACAGAACUUAGAAGAAAUGGAAUCCAAAGACAAGAGUUCCCGAUCGGGAUCUAAGACAAACCUGAACGAGUCUACCUUGCCGCUACUGGAUGAAACCGUGGAUCAAGAGAUCAGCAAAAGAGAGACUCUAGAAAAGGAGAAGAUUGAACUGGAGGUCUGUGGUGAAGAAGAGAAAUUUAAUACAGGCAAAGAAAAGGAAGAUUCAACAGAAAAAGUAGAAGGGGAAGAGCAGAAGAAAGAUAAGAAGAAAAAGAAAGCGAAACCAGCCACAACUCACAAGAGGGCUUUGUCUUGUGGUCAGGAUCUAUCUGUUGGUGUUAACCUUCUGGACCGUGAUGAGAGACACAUCAACGACCACAUUAAUCUGGUUUUCGAAGACGUCCUAGCUGAGCCUGAUGCUACUCACGGGUUUGACGGUGUGUGGCGUGUAGCGAACCUCACGUUUUUUUACACAAGGCAUUGGCUUUACCGUGUCCUAUCAGCAUUGGUGGCGCUCCCUUGUGGACUGAUCUGGGGUAUACUAUUUGCUCUUCUCAGUUUGAUUAAUAUUUGGCUGAUCACACCCGUCCUUCGAACUUUGGAAGUUUUCUUAGCGAUCGUAAAAAGGGUAUGGAGCGGAGUUAUUCGUACUGCACUGGACCCUUUAUUUCAAUCUUGUGGCCUAUGUCUUGGGAAUAUCAGCACGACUGUCACUUCAACCCGUCAAGAAAUACCAUGAAAAGUCUCUAGAGAGCUGGAAACUUUGCCGAAACUUAAAUAAGAAAAUAUUCAUAAUUUUAUACUGUAGUUUAAGCAUUGGUGUUUCUAUUUCAGUCAGAAAAGCUAAGAAUAUCUUGUGAAAAUAUUAAUUAAAUUGGCUUAGAGGCAUACAAUACAUCUUUACUAUGAAGACAAUUGUUACACGGUAAGAUUACCAUUAGUGAGUAAAAUGUCAAGGUAAAUUGUUUUAUUGGUAUCAGCUUCAGUAUUUACCUUGUAAAAGCUUUUAUGAUAAAUACAGUAUUCAUUCAACAAUUUUACCUCAAGCACUGCAACAAAUCAAUACUUCCAGUAUAAAUAUAUUUUUAUAGUGAAUUUCUAAAUUGAAGAAACCCAGUUUUUAUUUCUGUUAAAAAAAAUAUAAUAUUCCUCAUCCACAAAACAUUGAUUGUCAUUUUACUCCUUUGGAAACAUGCAGUCAUUCUUGAUUUCAUGUUUUGACUCCUUUGGAAACAUACAGUCAUUCUUGAUUUCAUGUUUUGACUCCUUUGGAAACAUGCAGUCAUUCUUGAUUUCAUGUUUUGACUCCUUUGGAAACAUGCAGUCAUUCUUGAUUUCAUGUUUUGCAUUUUUGCGUCCAGCGGAAGAUCCGAUAUUUUUACGUGACACUUCCCGUAAUACUUGUGAAAAUCACAAGUAAUUUUAUGUGAAGCUUUAUUAACUAAACUUAUGUCUUUUUUUUUAUUGAUAAUUUGAAAAUUGUAUUGUUUGAACUUCGUCAAAUUCGUGGGUAUAUCUUGUACUUUAGCGACAAUAGAGGUAAGUACUUCAAUAGAAUUAUCGUUAUUUACUACGUUUCAGAUAAUUUUGUUUAGUACAGCGCUGAUGUUCUUUAAGAUGUCACAAUAAUUACCUUAGUGUGCAAGCUCUUUUUCAUUACUCGUUUGAUAUAUUUCAAAGCUUUUUUCGCUUUGUAAGGUCAUUUUUAUGUGAAGAAAUAAAUUUGAGAUUUUAAUAAUA